ACAACCUGUGUCCGAAAACGUACAUGUAUGAUGUCCUGAAGUAGAGAAUGAUUUACUGGGUGAUGUCUAGGAGUGCAGUAAACAGUUAUAUGUGUUUCCUGUUUUCUUGGGACAAGACUGGGAUUCAAGACUCAUUUUAAUUCUAUAUUUUGGCUAUUCUUUUUUCAGCUUAUUUCAUCUGGUCAAGAAUAUUUCAUUUUUUUUUAAUUUUCAAAAAAGAAUAACAUUGUAUAGAAAAAGGAAUUAGAUUUGUGGUCAUGCAAAAUUAAAUGUAAGGGCUGUUUGAUUAAGGCCAUUAAAAAAAAAGAAGACAUUCGGUGGUUAAGAGACUUGUGUUGUGGAUGAAGAUUGUUUGAAGGAGUGCACUAGCAGUGAACAUAGAGUUCUUAGUGACUGAUGGCAUCGUUUUGAUCUACGGAGUGUUAUCUGUCAGCAAGGAGAGUACAGUUGAACGUGUGACUGUCGUGCUUUCAGGAAGUUUCAACAAAGAUGUCCAAAUCAAAUGAUGACUGUUUUUACUUCUUCUCUUCGUCGUGUGCAAAGGGAGACCAAUGUGUGUACCGACACUGUGAAGCUGCCCGGCAGAGUACUGUGACCUGUGUAUACUGGAAACAGAACAGGUGUAAAACUGAUGAUUGUCGAUAUCGUCAUUCAGAGACCAUCGAACCAAUCAUACAGAACAAAGCAGAGUUGCCAUGCUACUUUGAGAGUAUUGCUAGUGGCUGUACCAGACCAAUGUGUCCUUUUCAACACCUAAAACCUCGACCCAAAAACAUACCCAAGACUAGCAGCAGUAGCGCCAACAUUAUCACCCUAGUUGAUGCUACAGAGGAGGAUGAGAUGAGUCAGCCCAUGCCAGGGAGCCUUGCUGAGACCCAUUCCAACUACAGCCUACCAUCCGACAUAGGACCUGUUAUAGAUCCCAUCAUAGUAAACCCAGGAGAGGAUUCUGAUUUCGACAGUCCAUACAAUUCACCAGUGAAAAGUAUUGUUUAUAAAUCAGCAUCAGUGUCAAACAAUAUUGAUUUAACUAGUAGAAAAGAUUUGACAUUUCAAGAACCAGAAGAAAAAAACAAUCUGCCUGUAGCUGAUCCAGAGAACAAAGCACCAUCCCCCACCUUACCAGAACCCUCCAUUAAAACAUCACCUCCACUCAAACCUUCCUUGAAAAGAAAAGCUAUUUCAUCAUCUGACCUAUCAAAAACUCCCUUACAAGUAAAAAAGACUUCACCAACAACAAAAUCUAGUCAAAAAAUAAGAAAGGUAUCUGCAAAACAAGUUGGAGCAGGAACUCGACCAUCAAUAACACGUCGGACAAAACAGCCAGAUAAGAAAGCUGUGACGCCUCAACAGAAACGUGCAAGGAAAGCUGUAGCAACAGCAAAGGAACACUCUAAACAUGUCGGGCUUGUGUCGAAGUCAGCACAGUCUCUAGAGCAAGCAAAGCAGCACACUGUUAAGAAAGAUAAUAAUCCUGUUGCUGUGGAUCCAAAAGUCAUAUCAUUGAAGAAAAAGGAGGCAGAAAAAAAAGAAGAUGUUAAGACAACUGAUGAAGAGAAUUCAGAUGAGGACCUGGGUAUAAAAAGCUUGGAGCAAACAUUGAGGGAGAGAGCACUCCGGUCAAUGGGUAUCAUUGAACUGAAAAGUGGACGGGUUGUCAGAAUCAAAGAUCAGCCAGAGAAGAAAGAAGAGCCUGUGAAAAGAAGAAGACGUUCCAGUGACGGAGACAAAAGAAAGAGUGACACAUCAGAGAGAAAGUCCACUGAAAAGUUACCAGUGCACAAGCGAAUAGGUACUUCAAAACGCACACCACCAAGUAGGAAGAGGAGCAUAGAGGAACGCAGCUCUCAGGCCCGAAACAAAGAGAGGGAGGAGAGGAUCAAACGUCUAAAGCUGGAACAGGAACGAGAAAAUAAACGCAGAGAAAUCAUAGCUGCAAAGAGGAAGGCGCGUGCCUUAAAAGCUGCAAAAGCUACAGUAGUUAAAAAGGAGGAAGUGGAGGAGGAAUCGGAUAGUGAGGAGGAAAGCUCGGUCAGUGAGGUAGAGGAAGCUGAGGUGUCUGAAGGUGAGAAGAGUGCAUCUGAAGGAAGCAGUGAUGAAGGAGAGAAAGAGGAGGAGGAGGACAUUGGAGAGGAGGUGGACAUUGAACUAGGAGAGGGGGAACCUGAGACGUCCGAGGAGGAGGAAGAAGAAGUAAAGAAAGAGGUUCCAGUGAAGUUUGUUUUUGAUACAAGGAGAGCGAUCAGAAAAUCAGAUUCUUUUGAAAAUUUCACGAUCAAGAAAUCUAUUCCUAUUCAGCCAGUUAAAGCAAAAGUUAUUGAAGAAGUCACAAUCAAGAAAACAUUUGUUGUACCGCCAAAGGAAGAAAAGGAAAAGCCCAAACGUAAGAGAAGAGUGAUACUGGAGGAUGAUGAGCCAGUUUCAGCUCCACUGCCAAUAUUUUCUGUCAGAAGCAACAUAACCAAACCCAAGGAGGUGCAGAAAAAGACUGUGGAGGUGAAGAAGCCAAAGCUAGCUAAGACAAAGGAGGAGCAGAGGCCAGAGUCUGUCGUCCGACCCAUGGUCAAGCCAGUGGUCGCGAUAAGUGCUCCAAAAGUCAAGACCAUAAAUGUAUGGAACAGACGUGCAUGGGACAGCAGACCAAAAGAAUCAGGGGACAGCGCAGACUCUCGUCUUGGUGGUAUCCGCAGCAGACUGGGAGUACCUGGGGCCCCAACAGGGGGUUGUGCUGGGGACCAGGAGACUGGUAGCAAGGAGGCAGAGCCAAAGAUCAAAAAGAGACUUGGCUGGAGGAAGACACCAGUUGUGUCAGCUGAGGACAACACAGACUCGGAUUCCACUAAAGCAGUGAAAAAAUCUGUGAGCCUAGCAGCAAUCAGGGCAAAAGUUGGUCAUCGACAACCAGCUGGGAGCGAUGAAGACUUGACCGUUGUCCAUUCAGAAACUAGUGAAGAAAUGUCUGCAGCGACCAAAAAGUAUAGACAACCCAUACAGAUAUAUGUACCACCAGCAAAGAAACGAACUUCUGUGCCAGAUGACGAGGAACCCAUAAAGAGGAGACUAGUUGAAAAAAAUAUGGAGGGAUUAAAAGACCAGAUUAAACCCAAAGAAGUGAAAACGUUUGUUCAGAUAAUGGCUGAAAAAAGAGAACAACAGAAGAUAUUAGUGGAGAAACAGAAGAACACUUUGGCGUCAUUAGGUGGUUCCCCAGGCAAAAAGGUGUUAAGGCCUGUAAAGUUUGGCAUUGACGAAAAAGACUUGGCAGAUGUCAAAGUAAAAUCACGAUUACCAGGAGAAUCUCCUCUGUCAAUGCCUGUGUCUAAUUCUGUACAAUCAUCAAGUUCAUCCUUAUCAAUAUCAUCAUCUUCACGACACAUGCCAGUUUCAUCAUCACAUUCAGAUUCCACAGUUACCUCAUCUAACUCCAAAACCUGGUCAUUUAUUGAAAAAGAACAAAAACAUGUAGCUCCAAUCUCAAGCAAAUCUUCACAUGGCACGCCUGCCAGUAUUGACAAUAAAGGCGAUGAUGCCCCUGAGCUAGACAAUCUGUUUACAGAGAGGAACGGUACCUUAGGUAAACCUCAGACAUCUGUGUUUAAAGCUGCACCUACAUUUGCUGUGUCAGAGGUUAGCUCUACACAAGAUUUAAACGCUGCAGGAGACGGUUCUGCAGGACUGUCACAGUACAGGGACCAAGUUAAUAUUGCGGCAUCAUCACCGCCAAGCAAUAAGAUGGAAUCCAUCAACACAAUUGCUGUUGAUAUCCGUGAGGAAGAAGAGAAUGUAUCACCUGCCAAGAGAUCUUCACAUAAUGACAGUUGGCUAGACAUUGACAUUAGUGACCUGGACGAAGAUAUCACAGAAGAUGAAACCAACGACGACGACCUGCUCAGGGAAAUUGAUGAACUUCUUGCAUAAGGCCAAUCAUGAACCAGGUGUUCAUCACCGAUCUCUUAAAAAUAAUACAUUAUAACCUGCAUUUAUCAAGACUCAAGCUUCAUUAGUGGAAGGUGCCGAAGUAGACGAACAUUACAAAGAAUAAGAUGAUUAAGACCCUGUCAGAAUGCUUUCUGGAUGUAUACUGUUAAUCGAUGAAUACGAUUUACUUAAGUACUUCAUCAGUUCAUGAUGUGGUGAUUGAAUAUUUGUGCUAUUAAUUAAAAUUAAUUCAUGUAUGAGUUAUAGAAUAACAUAUAAACAUAUCUAUAGUGGUGUCAUGUAUUAAAGGUGCUUCUGGAAUUGAUGUUAGUAAUGUGUAGUUUUAGUUGACUUGUUUGUAUUGAUUUGAUGAGAUAAUUUUGUGGGUAAGAAUUGUAAGAGUGAGUUAAAGAGUGGAUUGAAAAAGGUUGGUUAGGAGCACAAUUAAAUGGGGAACAACAUUGUGUGCUAUUCCAGAUAUGAAGGGGAUUCAUUCAUUGGUAACAUGUUGUGGGGGAGGGUGGGGGGAGGUUCUAUACAAUUUCUUUAACAUUUAAUUUGAAUAUUGGACCCCUGGAAAAACAAUUAGAUAUCAAAAUCAAAACAAAGAGCCUAGUUGUCUCUCCCCACUCCAUAUACUUAUUUCUGGAAUGACGCCAAGUUUGUGAAAACUUCUUUUGACUUGUAUGAUAUAAUAUACCCUCAGAUCAGAGGAAUUUGAUAAUCUGGUGUCUGGGUUAUUUUAUAUUAUUGAACAG
Molecule: messenger RNA, 4676 nt
Organism: Mizuhopecten yessoensis (Yesso scallop)
Lineage: Eukaryota; Metazoa; Mollusca; Bivalvia; Pectinida; Pectinidae
Product: zinc finger CCCH domain-containing protein 11A-like
Exons: 20
Coding region: 490-3918 (1142 amino acids)
Molecular function (GO): metal ion binding
Source: RefSeq, a predicted model, not a curated record